Cantharellus anzutake is the source of this 897-nucleotide messenger RNA. RefSeq lists its product as uncharacterized. The transcript is spliced from 5 exons. Lineage: Eukaryota; Fungi; Basidiomycota; Agaricomycetes; Cantharellales; Hydnaceae. The record is from RefSeq and is a predicted model, not a curated record. Bases 1 to 897 code for a protein of 298 amino acids.
AUGGAUGCUCUUAAAAACCUGUCAACACUUCAUGAUUUCUAUGCUAAGCUUGAAGUGGCCAAAGAUGAAGAAGUUGACACCCACCACAUCCUUCUUGAACCAAAGGGCGGCUCCCAACUCAUACAAAUUGCCAGUCCAGGCUACAAUGACAUACUGGAAAUGGACCCUGAUGCCAAUGCCAAUGCAGGAAUCAGCGCAUAUAGGAACCAGGCCGACAUUAUAAGUACCCAAUGUAGUAUUAUACUCGGCUAUAAGUGGAGGUAUCAUGACACUCAGACACAUGCUAGGAAGGAGGGAGAACAACCUGCACUCCAUUUUCGGUACUGGUGUGCACAGGAUCGUCAAUUGCUACAAAAGUCCCGGAAAAUCAAUGACUCAUCAAAGCAAUGGGACCGACAAACAAUAGCCUACUUUGAAUGCAAAAGCCACCUACACAUCACCAUUCAACCGAUUCAAGGGAUCCUCACUGCUAAAAUUGACAUAAUGCAUAUUGAUGAUCACAUCCCUUACUGUGCAACCCACUUGCCACCAGAAGCCCGGGAUAUCAUCGAGAAAAAUAAAGAUAAAUCAUUAAAAGAUGUCUGGCACCUCACACGUCAGAAAUCCCCUACCACCCCUUUCAGCCAUGAUUCUAAACUUGAUCCAGACCCGAUAAUAUCUUCAAGAGCUCACCUUAUGAAUGCUGAAGCAGCUGCAGAUGGGACACUGCAAAUGAUUGACCUGGGCGAGAACAGUGAUUAUGAGUGCAUUGCAUUCUCAAUUCCGGCAGUGUUGGAAUUAUGGGGGAAGAGGAUAAGAGAGUUAGUGAUGGACUCAACUUGGAAGUGUGCAACUGGAAAUUCCGCUUGGGUGGUGCUUCAUGAGGACCAAGUCAAAAGAAGUCAGAACCAGGAGUAA